Ictalurus furcatus (blue catfish) is the source of this 3538-nucleotide messenger RNA. It is a transcript of the gene tmpoa, whose product is annotated as thymopoietin a. Bases 2010 to 3119 code for a protein of 369 amino acids. The record is from RefSeq and is a predicted model, not a curated record. Gene Ontology annotation, molecular function: DNA binding. The transcript is spliced from 5 exons. Lineage: Eukaryota; Metazoa; Chordata; Actinopteri; Siluriformes; Ictaluridae.
GUAAUGGAAAGCUGAUCAUGAGGAGAAGUCUUUAUGACAGAAGCUUCUGAGAAACGAAAAUAAACGUAAAUAACGUGAGAACUUAUUUCAGGAUUUUAGGUUAGACCUAUGACCAAGGGUGCCAAUAGUUCUGCAGCCGGCUGUACACAUUUAUCGGUCGUCAUAGCAGGUACAUCUCCCGCACUACAGUUCACUGACCCGAGUCCACCUGUUGUUCAGUGGAGCAGAUAUUAUUUGGAUGGUGGAUCACCCUGAGACACUAAACAUAACCAUCAGGCGUCAGAUGUCGCUGCUGUGUCGAGAACAAUCUAAUAAAUGGAUCAGAAAUGAUCCAGAUGAGCCCAAGCAGCGUUCCUGUGCUGGUUCCUCGCUUCACCGUGUUGUGCAUCAUGGACGUCUUGUGUUUAUUCCACUGGCGGUCAUGAUACAUCACUCUAAUCACGUUAUAUAUAACAGAGCGACAUUUAAAGCAAUUCCUGCUGAUCUUCAGAACCCUGUGGAGGAAAAAGUAAAACUCAUCUCUGCUGUAUGUUGGGAAUGUUCCUGCUGGGAAAAAAAACCCCAAACAAAUAGAAACCAUCACAAAAAUUCAAAUGGUUUCCAGUACAAAUACCAUUAGGAACCAUCAGGUCCUUAAUGGUAUCAAUUAGACAAAACAUUCCAACAAUAGAAGGCAACAAACGACCAGUAGAUGGACCAUUACAGCUUCCAUUAAAACCAACACGAAUUCUUUGAGGGUUUCUAUUGUUUGGUUUUGUUUAGUUUUUUCAGCAGGGAUGGCAGCGAGUCUUCAGCGUCUUCAGGGUUCCGAAUCUCACGUCACGCCAAAUGAAUUUUCAGACGGCUCGUUUGGUAAGAACCGUCUCACGGAUACCGUUAUUACAUGAACAAUAAUUCACUAUAAUGUCGUGUAUAGUGUUUGCCUUCAUUUUUUUGUGUGAGGAAGAACAUCUGACAUGUUUUUAGACGGAUCAGUUUAAUCUUUUUCUUCUGUUCGUAUUCCUCAGAGCACUUGCUACGCUUCAUCUUCAGUGUAAACGCUUUAAUAAACGAAUUCACUCAUGACUGCGUCCAUGAGUCCAACUCCAGGUAGUGGUGACUCCAGGCUGACAUCUGCCAGGCAUAAAAAUACCUCAGUCUCAAUUCUUUACUCUGAUUGGUCGUAAGAGCAGCAGGUUUAUAUUAACAUAUUCAUUAUCGUUACUAUAGUAACAGCUCAUUCGCAGUAUUUUUUUUUAAUUAUUAUUAUUAUCAUCAGUAGUAGUAGUAGUAGUGGUGGUAGUGUUGAUUAAUUUAUGUAAUAUUUAUGAAUUUUAAUAAAUAUUAAUUAAUUUAUUCAUUCUUUUUACACAAAUUACAACAUUUUAUUAUAAUCGAGAUGUAGCACUUCUACUCACUGCCCUAUUUGUUCCCUUGUUUGUUUGUUACAUAAAGUACACCAAUUUAUUUAAUCAAUAUUUGUUAUAACAUCUAUGGGCAUAUUAAUUAUUAUUAUUAUUAUUAUUAUUAUUAUUAUUAUUAUUAUUAUCAGUACUAGUGGUGGUAGUGUUGAUUAAUUUAUGUAAUAUUUAUGAAUUUUUAAUAAGUAUUAAUACAUUUUUUCAUUAUUUUUACACAAAUUGCACCAUUUUAUUAUAAUCGAGAUGUUUUACUUCUACUCAUUGCAAUAAUUGUUCCGUUGUUUGUUUGUUUGUUUGUUUGUUUGUUUCAUAAAUUACACCAAUUUAUUUAAUCGAUUUUUGUUACUAUGGGCGUAUUAAUUCACUUAACUAACAUGUUUAUUAUAUAUGUAUGUAUUUAAUAUUUUUAUUAUUAUUAUUAUUAUCGUUAUUAUUAUGAUAAAUAAAUCAUACCGCUUUAUUAAACCGAGGUUCAUCACAAUCUCCUAUUCAUUAUCAUAUUCGCGCGCACUCAAGCACGUGAGAGCUCUCCACCAAUAUGAGCGUUCUUUGUUACUCCGGCCGACCAAUAAGAUUUGAGCUCUGACCCUGGCCCUCGAGACCGAGAACAUGGGUUUGUUGGAGCUGGUACGUGAUAGAGAGAAGAAGGAGGAGGAGGAGGUGUCAGCCGUCAUGGCGGAAUUUCUCACCGACCCGUCUGUGUUGACUAAAGACAAGCUGAAAAGCGCGCUGGUGGCUAACAACGUGGCGCUACCGAACGGCGAGCAGCGGAAAGGAGUGUACGUGGAGCUGUAUCUGAAAAACCUGACCUCCCAGAACAAGAGGAGCGGCUCCGCGGAGGCUUUCUCCAGCGACGAGGAGCCUCCAGCCCCCGCUGCCUCCAUUACAGCAGCGCGCUCCGGCAGGAAAGCCACCAGGAAAACGGACCGAGUUCGUCCCGAGGAGAUCGACGUGACCGAACUGACCGACGAGGACCUGAAGGAGCAGCUGCUGAAGUACGGGGUCAGCGCCGGACCCAUCGUAGCAUCCACCCGUAAAGUGUACGAGAAGAAGCUGCAGAAGUUACUGGACCAGGGUCCUCCUCAGACCACCAUCAUCACCCUAUCCGAGUCGGUUCUGAUCCACAACAGCCGUAACGGGACCGCGGACUCGGAUCAGUACAGCGAUAAAGAGGAAGAAACAGCAACAGCAGUUGAACCGGAGCUAGAACCCGAACCGGAGCUCGUCCCCGUGUUGGAGAGGCCGCUGAGGAGCCGGGGAAAAACACCCGUGACCAUCAGAAACCGAAGCAGCCAGAACAAGGAAGAGGACGAUGACUCUGAGGACCUUCAGGUGGUGAAUGUUGAGAGAAAGUCCAGGAGGUCUUCUCGCCGUUUGGACCACGCUGUUCCUGACCCUGUAACUCCACGCCGUCUUGUCUUGUGUCCCACGUCUGCUCUUUCUGGGCUGUUUUCUAGCUUCACAGCGGGCUCUCGGAUUUUCCUUUCAUCACUUCCUGUCUGUUCUCGUGCACCUUUCCGAGGAACCCUUCUGGAGCACGUGUUAUCUAGUCUUUUUACGACCGUACCUUUUAUACUACUUUCUUUUCGUACUCUCGGAAGGUUUCGGCGUCUGACGUGCCGCCGGUCCCUCGGGAGAGAAGAAUCGUUUCGGUAUGUAAAUGAAGACCACCCGGGCAUCCUCGGGUCCGUCGGCUUACUCUCGUCCAACCGUGAAUGAUUUUCUCCUGUCGAAGGCGAUACGUAAAGAUCCGACGCCGCCGCUCGCGGACACGCUGGCGAGAUUUCCCUCGGCGAGCGAGGGCGGCUUGUCCGAGUCUCCCCAACGUCGUACGGCUCCCGUCCACGCCGCCUCGGAGGAUUACGACGAAGUCUUUCCCACCGACAAGGUGCUGUGUGACGUGAUCUGGGUUUAUUAUUUCUUUCUUUUGAUUUUCCAGCACUGGGUGAAGGGAAUUGAUUUCUCAGGCUCGUUAGUGUUCGAUUAAACUCUUCCUCAGCUUUAUAAAAGGCUUCGCCUGCCUGUGAAGACCACGGAACCACGUCGUACACCAUCACCUUCCUGCCAGACCGAAAGGAAGGUGCUUUUAUUGAUGUAUAAAUAUAUAUUAAAUACUUACCGUAAUUAUAUCCGAACCU